GGCUAGAGGUACCACAUAGGUAAACACUUGAUGAGAACUGGCAGCCAGAUCCUCUUAACCUCCAGCUGAUGAGCUUGAUGAAAUGCAGGUGUGCAAAGGAAGUCGAUGAAAAGGAAAGGUCCACAGGUUGUCCAAAGGUACUGUUCCCUAUCAGCAAGAAAAUUCUGGGUUCAGUUCCCAGCUUUGGGUCUUUCUGUGUUCGGUUUUAUGUUCUCCCCAGGAAUCCAGCUUCCUCCAACAAUCCAUAAACAUGACUGUUAGGGUUAUAAUUGUUUUUUCUCAAUUGCCCUUGGAUGGAAAGGUGUUUUUAAAUCUAUAUCUCUGUCCUGCAAUGGUAACCUGUCCAGGGUGUACCCCUCCUUUCGACCAUACAGUGCUGGAGAUAGGCAACAGCCUGGUGUGACCCUAUUGGACCAGCAGUAGAAGAUUGAUGGAUGGACAUUUAUUCUGUAGAAAUUUACUUUUCAUUGAUUUCCAGCAUCAAUACAGGGAGCUGAAAAUGUUUGCUGUUCUCUUAUCGCUGAUUUUGAUUGUUUUUCUGUUCUGAGGGUUUUCUGUCAGACCUGCUAAAGAAGGCCAACAGAGAUUAUGAUGACAAGAAGCUUAAUGACUACACACAGACAAUUUUGAAGAUGUUUGACACGAAUGGUGAUGGUAAACUUGGACUCUCUGAGAUGGCAAGGCUUCUACCAGUCCAGGAAAAUUUUCUUAUCAAGUUUCAGGGUAUCAGACUCACUGUUAAAGAAUUCGACUCGCUCUUCACCUUCUAUGAUAAGGAUGGCAAUGGCUAUAUUGAUGAACAGGAGCUGGAUGCUCUGCUGAAGGACCUCUGUGACAAGAACAAAAUGGACUUGGACUCGACCGGCCUGGUGGACUACAAGAAGAGCAUCAUGGCUCUGUCUGACGGAGGGAAACUGUACCGCACUGAGAUGGAGAUUGUCCUGUGCCGGGACUCCACACUGUGACCUACCUGUCUGCCUUCUGCCUGCUUGGGACCCUCCUGUCUUCCUACACUGCUUCCUCCUUCCUACCUCUCAAUGUAACCUGGUGCAUGUGUGACCUCCGGCCAAAACACUUAGAGCAAAGACAACGGUGCACCUGAAAGCACAGAAAAUACCCGCUGACCUUGCUGUUUUAGAUGUUUCUUUUCUUAUAAAAUAUAAAGCUAAGUAUUAAGAUUCUAAUGGUAACUGAAUAUUAUUGUGCAAUUUGCUUUGUAUUUUUAAGUUAUUAAAAAUGUUCUCUGUAGAUGUAGGAAUAUAUAUUUAUUCUGUAGCAUUUCCUUGUUUUGUUUAUUUUUGUUGAAUUUGUUAUAAUGUUCUAGUUUUAUUUCAGGAGGCUGGUACUGUUCUAUAGAAAUAUAAAU
Messenger RNA from Cyprinodon variegatus (sheepshead minnow), 1366 nucleotides. RefSeq names its product calbindin-like. The record is from RefSeq and is a predicted model, not a curated record. Gene Ontology annotation, cellular component: synapse; terminal bouton; nucleus. Gene Ontology annotation, molecular function: calcium ion binding. Bases 633 to 965 code for a protein of 110 amino acids. Gene Ontology annotation, biological process: regulation of presynaptic cytosolic calcium ion concentration; regulation of long-term synaptic potentiation. The transcript has 6 exons. NCBI's taxonomy places the organism in Eukaryota, Metazoa, Chordata, Actinopteri, Cyprinodontiformes, Cyprinodontidae.